Messenger RNA from Orbicella faveolata, 998 nucleotides. RefSeq names its product E3 ubiquitin-protein ligase DTX3L-like. Lineage: Eukaryota; Metazoa; Cnidaria; Anthozoa; Scleractinia; Merulinidae. The record is from RefSeq and is a predicted model, not a curated record. Gene Ontology annotation, biological process: Notch signaling pathway; protein ubiquitination.
AACGUGAUCUAUACCGCCCCUUUACCACCCUCAUUCUUUAAGAGCAGUUUUCAUUUCAUUCGAGGAAAAAGUACAACAGCAUUCGGCAAACAGUCGGGCUCUCUCAUGUCAUAUUGAGAUUCACCUCCCUCUGUUUGCAGAUUACGAUUAAGACUGUAAGUAGGUGUUGUUGCAAUUUUCUUCAGCAGAGGCGACUUUGCAUCAUAGAUGUCCGAUAUGUCUUGAUACCAUGGUAAACCCUCGAACUAUAAAGUGUGGACAUGUUUUCUGCGAAGAUUGCUUGAAGAGAGCGCUGGGUAUACUCAACAUCUGCCCCAUUUGUAAAGAGCCACAGGGCAUUGUUACGGGAAAUCAACCUCCUGGACAGAUGACUUGGUCCUCCAUGCCAUCUAGUCUACCAGGUCACUAUGGGUGUGGUACCAUCUGCAUUCAGUAUUCCUUUCCAUCUGGAAUUCAAGGUCCAGAACAUCCGAAUCCCGGUCAGCAUUACAGUGGCACACACCGUACUGCUUAUCUCCCUGAUAACAACGAGGGCAGAGAAGUCCUGCAGCUAUUACACAGAGCUUUUAAUGCACGCCUGGUGUUUACUGUUGGGACCUCGAUAACAACAGGACUUUCGAAUCAAAUAACGUGGAAUGAUAUACAUCAUAAGACCAACAUGCACGGAGGAGCCCAUGGCUUUGGUUACCCCGACCCGCAUUAUCUUCGACGAGUCAAAGAAGAUCUCGCUGCAAAGGGAAUCCGUUGAUUCUGGUUCCUACGGGCCACAGACAAGGAGACGAAAAACGUUUCGUCGCAGAUAUAGUUUUUUAGGCCUAUUGGUUCACUAAGAGGGUAACCACCACGUUAUUGAAAAUACUUUGCGUCUAGAAGAGGAUUAUUUCAUCACCGUUGUUUUUACGACUGUUAUUUAAUGGCCUGUAUACGCGGUAAAAUGAGUUAUAUUUUGUUAUAGGUAUUACUGUAAAAUAUUAAAACAGCAGCAUUUUUCAUGUUUC